CCCCACGCUUGUGCCUCACCACUCCAUGCAUCGACAACCUUCGCGGCAUUCAAGACCCCCUGUUGACGACGAUGUAGACGAUAACGACGAAUUAUCUGACAGUGAUGUCGACAAUAGGAACACCCAAGGUUCCCGCAAGUCUAGGCGACCAGGUAUCAAGUGGACUGCUGACCGUACUGAUCGUCUCCUAGACUGGCUGGAACAGAAUGUCGAAAAGCGACGUUUACUUUUCUCGGAUUCUCAGGAAGAUGCCACCAAGGAGAGUAGAAAGAAGGGACAGGCUAAGUCUAGCAAGGUGGUGUUACACGGGGAGCUUGCACAGUAUGUAUUUGGUGUGGAGAGUGAUCCGACUAUUUGUGCGACUCUCAAGUCUGACCCGGUGAGGUAUACAAAGGCGGUCGAUAACCACCUCUCUUCGCUGAAGAAAAAAUACCGCCAGUCUUGUCAGGAGCUGGGCCGUACUGGAGCUGGUCUUACGUUUGAGCAACUAGAGAGGAACCCCGAGUAUACGGGACCAAUUGGUGCGUUUAUACGUGCAAUCACGGCCAAGUUCAAAAUGUUCCAUCGUUUGCAUGGCUUCUGGAGGAAGAUCCCCAGCUACAACCCUUUCACAACAUCAUCAGAUGCAGGUCAGGAUCAUGAGGCACAGGCCUACAAUCUUCUGUUCUCAAACACGCGCGGUGGGGGUCAUACUAGCCACCAUGAUGCAAGCAAUGUGGCCUCAGCCAUGGCGUUGGAUAUCCCUGCACAGCAGCAGCAGCACUACCCG
Messenger RNA from Serpula lacrymans var. lacrymans S7.9, 769 nucleotides. RefSeq lists its product as uncharacterized. The annotation marks the transcript as partial. The record is from RefSeq and is a predicted model, not a curated record. The transcript is spliced from 3 exons. Lineage: Eukaryota; Fungi; Basidiomycota; Agaricomycetes; Boletales; Serpulaceae.